CCGCGUGGCUAGAUGACGCCGACGCGGGGGAGCAGCCGUCCACGCUCCGCGCAGCGUUGACGGUCAGCAGCGUCUGCAUGGUCGACGCAGAUCUUCCCCAAGCGACACUCACAGCUGUCUUCCUUGACAGCGUGCACACACAGCGCCAACUGCGAGCACCAACAACGUACCAGACCAGAUGACAGGCAGACCCGACCUGCCAAGGAAUCUGUCGGCCGGCAAUGCAGAGUCACUCGGCACAGCCAGCGGACUUUCGCCGUCAAGUGCGGACCCGAGAGCUCACUUGUCCAGACUGGAACAUGUCCAGACUGCCGAGCCCGGCCACCACGUCGGCGGUCGUACGGCUCUUGCGAGCAUUGCAGACGCUAAUUCCGCACCCGUCACUCGAGCGCAUUCACCCACACCUCACACACAGCACGAGGAUAUCACAGCGUCAGACUACGCACUCGCACCACUGGCGGCCGACGUCCAAGUCUCGUCAGGUCUCCUCGAGCCUCUCCAGCCAACGCAAGUCAAUGUGGGCGGCGUCACAGCACCACUGACCCACCAGCAUCAGCAUCAGCAUCAUCACAGGCCGGGAUAUCCCCGCCAGCACACGAACGAACAUCCUGCAUUCUCCCUCUCAGGCAAUCGCUUCGAAGACCCGCUCGUGGCCGCGGCUUACGGCUACGGAGCCUACGGACAACGACCGUUCGAAAGUGCACAAGAAGCUCUGCGCAGGCGGAGAGUCCAAGGUCUCGGUCGACCUCUGCCCAGCUAUGCGGAGAUGCAAGUCCUCAAAGCCCAAAGAGAUGCAAUGAGACACAGGAAGGCCAAUUCGAAAGGCCCUAGCAGGCAAAACAGCUGGCGAGCACCUGAUGCGUUACCAGCACCGAAGUCAGCUUCUCUCGGUCCUGCGAUUGGUCAAACCUGGAGUCAUCAAAUCCCAACGAGCUCUCAUCGCUCUGCAGACAAUUUUGUUGUUCUGAGUCCAGAUCAAUUCCAGGCCCUGACGCAAGGUACAUCUGGCCAGAGCAGCGAAAAGAGCGAGCAAAGCAAGGCUAUCACCGCCAUCGAGAACAGCAGCGAUCCGUACGCAGACAGCAAAGAGAAAAGACCGCAGUCAUUCACGAGCAGCUCGAGCAGCUCCAAUUCUGACGAUGAAGAGGACUUCCCGAAUCCUUGGUCACGCAUUAGACACAAGGCCAGAGAGCCCUUUGCAGAAUUUCUGGGAACCAUUAUCCUCAUCACAUUUGGGAAUGGCGUGAAUUGUCAGGUCACAUUGUCAUCUUCGACCGCUGUCUCGACGUCACCCAAAGGAGACUACCUCAGCAUAUCCUUUGGAUGGGCCAUGGCCGUCGUGUUUGGUAUCUAUGCAAGCGGUGGUAUCUCCGGCGGACACAUUAAUCCAGCAGUGACGAUCUCCCUCGCAGUCUUCAGAGGCUUUCCUUGGCGUAAGGUACCGAUCUACAUCUUUGCACAGAUUCUGGGAGCUAUGUGCGGCGCUCUCAUGGUCUAUGCCACUUAUCACGAGGCCAUAACGAUCUACGAGGGCGGUCCCAACAUCAGGACUCACACUGGACCGACAGCGACCGCCGCUCUCUUUUCGACUUACCCACUGACAUACGUCGGUGCACCAGUAGCCUUCUUCAACGAGAUCUAUGGCACCGCAAUCCUCAUGAUCAUUGUGCUCGCUGUCUCUGACAAAGCCAACGCGACGCCGACAGAAGGCAUGAAUCCUCUCAUCAUCGGACUCCUCGUCCUCGCCAUCGGAGCAUGUCUCGGAUCACAGACAGCCUAUUGUAUCAACCCAGCGCGAGACUUCGGACCUCGACUUGCUACCUGGAUCGUCGGAUAUGGCAAAGGCGUCUGGACGUUCUACAGCUGGUAUUGGAUCUGGACGCCUAUCGUUGCCACGAUCUGCGGUGCUCUGCUGGGGUCUCUCGCGUACGAUAUGCUCAUCUACACCGGGUUGGACUCGCCCGUCAACCAGAGAUGGGGAACGCGUUGGACGAGGAAGGAACCCAAUGCUGAUCACGAAAAUCAGACGCAAGUCAACGCACCUGCCGGAGAGAUUCAAGAAAAGCGUCCGAACCAGCAGGUCUAGUGUUGAUGUCAUAAUCUUGUACACAAUUAAUGUCCACUUCGCCC
Molecule: messenger RNA, 2130 nt
Organism: Mixia osmundae IAM 14324
Lineage: Eukaryota; Fungi; Basidiomycota; Mixiomycetes; Mixiales; Mixiaceae
Exons: 4
Coding region: 179-2086 (635 amino acids)
Biological process (GO): water transport; glycerol transmembrane transport
Cellular component (GO): plasma membrane
Molecular function (GO): water channel activity; glycerol channel activity
Source: RefSeq, a predicted model, not a curated record